AGCCCCUCCCCUCGCUGCCUCUCGGCUUCCCAGCAGUCCUCUCCUUCCGCUUUGCUAAGAUGUCGGCUGCCAUCGCUGCGCUGGCUUCGUAUGGCGGCUCCGAUUCUGACUCUGACUCGGGCUCGGACGCUGAGGGUAGGCCCAAGCGCUCUGCGCAGGUUGCCGGCGGGGACGCCGUGCUGCACCUUGUGUCUCCUCCUUCUGCCAAACCGGCGUUGCUGCCCGUGGUGGACUCAGCCCCGACGGUGGCUGUGAAGGAAGAUGUGGAAACAGGAGUUCACCUUGAUCCAACUACCAAGGAAGUUCAGUAUAAUCCAACCUUUGACACCAUGUUUGCACCUGAGUUUGGGCCAGUGAAUCCAUUUAGAACUCAGCAGAUGGCUGCACCUAGGAAUAUGCUUUCUGGAUAUACAGAACCAGCACACAUUAAUGAUUUCAUGUUUGAGCAACAGAGAAGAACAUUUGCAACCUAUGGAUAUGCGCUGGAUCCCUCAAUAGAUGAUUAUGAGGUUUCUACUAAAUAUAUUGGGUCUGUUGAAGAAGCUGAGAAGAACCAAGGUCUAACUGUGUUUGAAACGGGACAAAAGAAAACAGAAAAAAGGAAGAAAUUCAAAGAGAAUGAUGCAUCUAAUAUUGAUGGCUUCUUGGGACCAUGGGCAAAAUACGUUGAUGAAAAGGAUGUUGCGAAACCUUCAGAAGAAGAGCAGAGGGAACUGGAUGAAAUAACCGCAAAGAGACAAAAGAAAGGCAAACAUGAAGAUGAUAAACCCGGAGAAGAAAAGACCAUUUUGCAUGUCAAAGAGAUGUAUGACUAUCAAGGGAGGUCCUAUCUUCAUGUUCCUCAGGAUGUUGGCGUUAACCUACGUUCAGCCGUACCCCCUGAGAAAUGCUAUCUUCCUAAGAAACAAAUCCAUGUAUGGUCUGGACAUACAAAGGGAGUCAGUGCUGUGAGGCUGUUUCCUCUUUCUGGCCACCUGCUGCUAUCUUGUUCCAUGGACUGUAAAAUUAAGCUCUGGGAAGUAUAUGGAGAACGAAGAUGCUUACGUACUUUCAUUGGACACAGUAAAGCUGUUAGAGAUAUAUGCUUUAACAAUGCUGGGAGCCAGUUUCUCAGUGCUGCAUAUGACCGGUACCUUAAACUUUGGGACACUGAAACAGGACAGUGUAUUUCAAGAUUCACCAACAGAAAAGUUCCUUACUGUGUGAAAUUCAAUCCUGAUGAAGAUAAGCAAAAUCUUUUUGUGGCAGGAAUGUCAGAUAAGAAAAUUGUACAAUGGGACAUUCGAAAUGGAGAGAUUGUACAAGAGUAUGACAGGCACUUGGGAGCUGUCAAUACCAUUGUGUUUGUGGAUGAGAACAGGAGAUUUGUGAGCACAUCUGAUGACAAGAGCUUAAGAGUAUGGGAAUGGGAUAUUCCCGUAGAUUUCAAGUACAUAGCAGAACCAAGUAUGCACUCAAUGCCAGCAGUGACAUUAUCACCAAAUGGGAAAUGGCUGGCUUGUCAAUCCAUGGACAAUCAGAUACUAAUUUUUGGAGCACAAAACAGAUUCAGGCUAAAUAAAAAGAAAAUCUUCAAGGGUCAUAUGGUGGCAGGCUAUGCUUGUCAAGUAGAUUUUUCACCUGACAUGAGCUAUGUGAUAUCAGGUGAUGCAGAUGGGAAACUGAACAUCUGGGACUGGAAGACAACAAAACUCUAUAGUAGAUUAAAGGCCCAUGACAAAGUCUGUAUAGGUGCAGUGUGGCACCCACAUGAAACAUCCAAGGUGAUCACAUGUGGGUGGGAUGGUCUCAUUAAACUGUGGGACUGAAAGCUGUAUUAUAGAAGUCUCGAGCUCAAAUCAGUUGAUGUCUGAUAUUUCAGAACAUAUAGACUCUGCAGCAAAGAUGGCACAUAUCACAUCGGAAAUUCUCCCAAGCAAAAGACUUGUUCUAAAAGGUUUCUCUGCCGAGUUGUGAGAAGCUGCAAAUAGCCACCUGAAGUGGCCCAAAAUAGAAGUUCUUUGUUGAGCCUAUAUGAAAUUAAAUGGAUUAAACGAGGGUGGUAUUUGUUCUAGAUAUUUGGGGAGCUGAGGCAGACCUUACAGGCUUCACCCUGUUCCAUAAGUGCAUAAUUUGGAAGAAAAGCUCUUUUCCUUUUAGUGUUAUGCAAUGCUGCAUCGUAUUAAAUAUUAUUUGGCAGUGUUCUGUAAUUUCCAAGUACAAUGUUGCUUAGAUACUAUGUAUAUAAUUCUUAACAACCUUUUUUUAAUUUAAUAGAACUUCUUAGUUAUAUUGAAAUACAUACACACACAAAAUGAUUGUGUACGCACAUACUAUACAGUUCAUGGCCCUAGUUCAGUUUUCUCCAGGUGAGAAAAUUACCCCAACUCCAGCAGCCCUGCUUGAAGGUAUAGAGAGGGCACUGGAUCUGAGAGCCAUGGAGGAAGAACUCUGGAGGACACUCUGCCUCACCAUUCUAUCAAGGGAAUUGCUAAGGUGUUGACUGGUGCAAGAAGUUAGGGUAUAUGUUCCAAAUCUGUAUGUUCAUCAUGACUGAUUUUUAUUAUGCUUGAUACCAGGUUUCCACAUGUAACAAUUCUUUUUCAAAUACUUGCUUUUCUCAUAAAUAAAUCCAAAGAACAUAACAUGUAUAUACAUCGCUUAACAAGCAAUUCACCAAAUAAUGACUCAGCAUGCCCUUGGGGCUUGUGCAAGGGCAGCAACCAGUAAGUUGCUGCCUUUAGAAACAUACCUUAUAAAGAAGAUAGAAGGAAACCUCUAUCACUUGACCACCCAAUUCUUGUACAUGGGCACUUUAAUAUAUUUCUAUUAUAAAUGUAUAUAUAUAAAUGUGUUGUGCUAAAUUACUGUAAAUACUUCUCAAUCCUUUUAUAGAACUUCUUUUUAAUAAAUGUUUUAUAUGAAAAGACAGAUUCCAACUUAGCACAAUAUCUUUACCAUUGUCCAAAGUCUGUUUUUUUUAAAAAAACUUUGUAUUCAUUAUAGAAGUUGUAGCUGCCUAGUUCUCUGCAGUGCCAGAGUGUGAAAUUCUUUCCUUGAAUUUAUGAUAUUAAAAUAUUAUGGAACAA
Molecule: messenger RNA, 3068 nt
Organism: Hemicordylus capensis (graceful crag lizard)
Lineage: Eukaryota; Metazoa; Chordata; Lepidosauria; Squamata; Cordylidae
Gene: CDC40
Product: cell division cycle 40
Exons: 15
Coding region: 60-1808 (582 amino acids)
Biological process (GO): mRNA splicing, via spliceosome
Cellular component (GO): catalytic step 2 spliceosome
Molecular function (GO): protein binding; mRNA binding
Source: RefSeq, a predicted model, not a curated record